UCCUAGUUCCAUCCUUCUCAGCACCGUGAAAUGGAAUUCACAUUGGAAAUUUUUCUUGUUGCUUUUAUCUUGUUGGUGGCAUUGGCAUUUUACUAUGAACAUCCAAAGGCUGAAAUCCCUCGAGAAGUGGAUCAGCACAUAAAGCUUUACAUUCUUCAUUACGUCGUGAACUUUGCCUUUGGUCUGGGGAGGAUUUUGGAGAAACUGGGCAUCUGUAAGGAGGUUUACCUCAUCAGGACCUUCUUGAAUGGAAUACCACCUUGGAAGGAUAAUGCUAAUCUCUUCAUCGAGGACUUGAAGUUUGCAAAGGUGUCAGUGAGGGUUUACCACCCGAAAGUGCCAUCUGCUGGACGAAGGAGAGGAGUCCUUUACCUUCACGGAGGAGUUGGCCAGAUUGGAAGCAUAGGCAUGUAUGAAAGAGUAUGCCGUUUUAUUGCCAGGAGAAGCAACUCAGUGGUUGUGUGUGUUGGGUAUCGUUUGGCUCCUGAGCACCCAUAUCCAACCCAGUUCUUGGACUGUCUUACUGCCACGGUACAUUUUAUGACGACAGCAGAAGACUAUGGGGUGGAUCCCACCCGUAUUAUCAUCUGUGGAGACAGCAGUGGAGGUACACUCGCUGCUGCUGUUUGCCAAACCCUGGUGAGUAGAACAGACCUCCCAAAGGCACGAGCCCAGAUCCUGCUCUAUCCAUUUCUCCAAGCUGUGGACUUUAAUUUGCCUUCAUAUCAGCAAAAUGGUUCAGUCCCCCUCUUGUUAAAGAAACGGACCAUUACACUUGGUAUGCAGUAUCUCAAUCAGGACUUGUCACUGAUGAAAGGUAUCCUAGAAGGUUCCCAUGUGCCUGAGGAUUUGAAACUGAAGUUUAGCAAAUGGCUGAGUCCAGACAAUAUCCCCAUGGAAUUUAAGAUCAGAGGCUACAAACAAUCUGCAUCUGCUACAUAUUCAGAAGAACUUUACACUUUGGCCAAACCAGUUUUUGAGACCACCUUUUCCCCACUCUUAGCUGAAGAUGCCAUUGUUCGCCAGCUCCCAGAGACUUUCAUCUUGACCUGCGAGUACGAUGUGGUCCGGGAUGAUGGACUGUUGUACAAGAAAAGAUUGGAGGACAAUGGCAUUCCGGUGACUUGGUACCAUUUAGAGGAUGGAUUCCAUGGAGCACUAUUCCUAAUUGACUACGGGUAUAUUUCAUUUCCAUGUGGAAAGAGAGCAAUGAAAAAUGUAGUAAACUUUAUAAAAGACUUAUAACCACCACCCCUCAAAAAACAAAAAUACCCCCCUCCCCUGUUCUUCAGAUCUGGGAGUCUUGCAUUCCUUUCCCAAAGUGAUACCUCUGAGUAGCCACAGAAAUUACAGGAAACUCUCAGAUUUCAAUGAUCUUUGCUCAGCUCUGAAAUACUGGCUAUGGGGCUGCCCGCCACACCCCCCGUGGCUGCUGUUUCUGGCUGCUUGUGACAAGUGCAGCUGGAGGAGCUUAAGAUUCCCCUCCUUCUGCUACUCAGCUGGUCUUCCAGGGAGAGAUUUGUGCAGUGCUGCCCAGGGGAUGGGAGAAAACACUAGGGCUGGGAAACUGAACAGACUUGGGGCUGAAUCUGGAGGUAAUGGUGAGGGGGAUGAGUUGCGGGGGAGGGGAGGGAGAAGUGAAAUGGUGACUCCUGGGGAGUUGAUUCUGUAGCUGGCUGCAGAGAAGCCUAAAUCUGAUGGAGGCUGAAUCCAAAGCAAAUGCUGUAGGGCAUAGAGAACUGAAUACAGGGGCUGGAUCUGGGGAUGCAGGCAAAGAAAAGAUGGUGGAAGGAAAGAAGAGGAAAGGAGGGGAUCAGCUUGUGGAGAGCAGAGCAGUGCAAGUUAUAAAGCCAUAAAAUAUGAACAAUAUUUAAUCAGGAGCUAGAUGCCGUUAUGAGUUUCAAAGGUAAAUGAAACCACCUUGUGCCAGGAGGUAGGAGACAGGGUUAGUGUGUCUAAUCAGAGCAAUACUCAAAUGGUAUGCUCCUGCUCCACAGAGAUGUUGCAUAAAGUAAAGUUGUUUAGACUCAAACUUCUGUAUUAAAGAGCCACCCAUCAGGAAGAGGCUUUUACCUCGGUUUCAAAAACAGCAUUUUAAAAAUAAAUAAAUUGUUGACUUCC
Malaclemys terrapin pileata is the source of this 2121-nucleotide messenger RNA. RefSeq names its product arylacetamide deacetylase-like 4. The coding region runs from base 31 to 1245 and encodes 404 amino acids. NCBI's taxonomy places the organism in Eukaryota, Metazoa, Chordata, Testudines, Emydidae. Gene Ontology annotation, cellular component: membrane. The record is from RefSeq and is a predicted model, not a curated record. The transcript is spliced from 4 exons. Gene Ontology annotation, molecular function: carboxylic ester hydrolase activity.